CAACUGAAGUUUUUCUUUUUGGUACUCCACUUUUUUAAAAGAGGAGAAUAGACCCUACAUUAUUAAUUGUUAUUGUCUAUGAAAUACAUAUUAGGCUACUGGGGAUUUUAAUUUGCAUUUUAGAACGAGGUGCAACUUCCACUGACGAAGAUCACUGACUUGCACAGGGGAGACACCGAAAGCUCUCCCCCAACUAUGGAAACAGAGGCCACUGAUGGAUACUCUGCAAGUAACGGAGACUGCUCUCCCAGGAAGACAGAGAACUCUAGAAUGUUGGUGGACCUGUCGGGAAACACACCCAAAGGACAGCAGCUCCAGCAUCCUAAUUCACCCACUGAAAACACAGUCAAACAGGAAGAUGAGACAGAAGAUGAAGGGGACAGGAGGACCACAGCAGAGGACAUGGGCCAAAGCGGGGAAGAGGGAUCAGGAUUGGAGGAGCCCAUGAUUGACAGCCCAAACAACCUACAGGAUGGGGUCCCUGGGUCAGAAGGUUCAUGUGACCCAGGAACUCAGCUGCCCAAUGGUGAUAGGCCGUUCCAGUGUAACCAGUGUGGCGUGUCGUUCACUCAGAAGGGCAACCUGUUGAGACACAUUAAGCUGCACACAGGGGAGAAGCCCUUCAAAUGUCCGUUCUGCAGCUACGCCUGCCGCCGUCGUGACGCACUCACAGGCCACCUACGCACACACUCAGUGGGCAAACCACACAAGUGCAACUACUGUGGGCGGAGCUACAAACAGAGGAUUUCAUUGGAGGAGCAUAAAGAGCGUUGCCAUAACUACCUUCAGAGUGUUGCCAUGGAUCCCACCUCCAACACCGGGCCUUAUCCAGGUGAGGUCCCUAAAGAGCAGAGGCCCCUGGCCGAGGCUGUUACCAUGGCAACCUUCGACCGCCCACCCGUCAUCGAGAGACUGCAGAGUAACAUGGGGAAGAGGAAGAGCACCACCCCACAGAAGUUUGUGGGUGAGAAGAUGAUGCGCUACAGUUACCCAGAGCUGAGCUAUGAGAUGAGUCUGAAGUAUGAGAAGGAGGCAGAGCUGAUGCAGGCUCACAUGAUGGACCAGGCUAUCAACAACGCCAUCUCUUACCUGGGCUCUGACUCCCUGAGACCCAUGGUCCACCACCCCCACCCGCACGGUCCACACGGUCCACACGGUCCACACCCAUCCCUCACAAUGGCUGAGGUGGUACCCAUGGGCAACCCCCUCUUCCAACAUGUCUACCCCCUGGAACCAGGGCCGGGGCACCGUAUGGACCGACCACGCAGCCGGGACGCCCCACCUCAACCUUCACCUCUGCCACCUCUUCUUCCUGACUUUCCUCCCUCCUCCAACGGGCCCAACGCCCUCACCAGACCCAAGCAUCACCAUCCCCAGGGUACCAGAGAGGAGAGAGAGUGUCCUAGCAACAGUGGGCUGGACUCGGCCGAAUCCACCCGGAGCAGCCCACAGGAGAGGUUGGGUUACCACAGGAACCACAGGAACAACCCCUAUCCCCGACCCAGGUCCAGACCCAGCCCAACCAAUGGCGGCAGAGAGGAGGGGCGAGGCGGGGCUGAGGUGGGGUUGACAGCGGAGGUGGCCCGGGGAGAGGCGGCAGAGACGCCGAUGAGUCGGGACGGGGUGCGUGUGUUUGGGCGAGAGGGGCGGGAGGUGAGGGUGUUCCAGUGUGAGCACUGCUGUGUUCUCUUCCUGGACCACGUUAUGUACACCAUCCACAUGGGCUGUCAUGGUUACAGGGACCCGCUGGAGUGCAACAUCUGUGGCCACCGCAGUAAGGACCGCUACGAGUUCUCAUCUCACAUUGUCCGUGGGGAACACACCUUCCAGUAGAGGGCUGGACAAGACAGGAGCUGUCCCUGGUCCCUCCCCAUCCCCACACCAGGACAGUGAUGUUGAACUAACUGUGUGUGAUCAAUGCAAUCAACCAAGACAGAGAAAACUAACCAACAUUUGCUGCAGCAUAAUGAUACUAACUAUAUCAUCCAAACAAACAUAUGAAGGUCUGGCCAAAUACAAAUUUUAAUUUUUCAAGGUGUUUUGAAGAUUGUGAGGUUGAGAUUUGCAUCUCAAGUGAGGGAUUUUUUUUUGUGUGAAAAAGAAGACAAAGAAUAAGUACACCUAUUCAAUUGUGUCUCUGAGAUUGUCAAAGAGCAACCAAUACUGUGAGUAGUUAUAUUAUAGUUUCAUAAGUCUUAUCACUGUCCCUGUCUUGCAUACUGUAUUGUUGCACUUGUUUGCUGCAACACAGACUGCCAUGUAAAGGCUCAACUUAUCAAGGGGGCUUUCCCUGACUCCACCACCCAAACCAUUUCAUGCAACAUACAUAUUCUCUGUCUUAUGUCAAAAGCCUUGCUAACUGCUAACUGCAUGUGUUGUCACACCAGCCACAUUAGAGAAUGACCUUUUCUGCAGAGGUAGAGAGAGAAGAGAGAGGGAGAGAGAGACAGAGAGAGAGAGACAGAGAGAGGGAGAGAGAGA
Messenger RNA from Coregonus clupeaformis (lake whitefish), 2481 nucleotides. RefSeq names its product zinc finger protein Helios-like. Gene Ontology annotation, molecular function: RNA polymerase II cis-regulatory region sequence-specific DNA binding; DNA-binding transcription factor activity. Bases 196 to 1833 code for a protein of 545 amino acids. The record is from RefSeq and is a predicted model, not a curated record. Gene Ontology annotation, biological process: regulation of transcription by RNA polymerase II. NCBI's taxonomy places the organism in Eukaryota, Metazoa, Chordata, Actinopteri, Salmoniformes, Salmonidae. The transcript is spliced from 8 exons.